UAGCCCACCCACCGUGUGCCCGGCUCCGGCGAUCCAUAAGAACCAGAAGCCAGCACCUCGCCGGCGGAACAAGUCCAGGAUGGGGAAGACUCCGGUGCGGAUGAAGGCGGUGGUGUACGCGCUCUCGCCGUUCCAGCAGAAGGUCAUGCCGGGCCUCUGGAAGGACAUCACCACCAAGAUCCACCACAAGGUCACCGAGAACUGGAUCUCCGCCACGCUUCUCCUCGGCCCCGUCGUCGGAACCUACCAGUAUGCGAUGUGGUACAAGGAGCAGGAGAAACUAUCCCACAGAUACUGAAUGAAUGCGUGGUCCUCCAUCCAAGUUGACUGCUACAGCAGUUGGAAUUUCCAGUGAUGGGUUCUGUAGUUCUCCAAGGAUGAUUUAACAUUUGUUCGAUCGAUGCUAGUUGUACGCUCCUUUUUUCAUCUUUCCAUGCAGAUACAGCAUCAGCGCCUUGCAAACUUAUUUUGAGGGCUUCCUACAGGCAUGUGGGCCUCUGUUGUCGAUGAAGUUAAAUAAAGCAAAGUAACUGUUUGUUUGUUG
Panicum hallii is the source of this 544-nucleotide messenger RNA. Its product is annotated as cytochrome b-c1 complex subunit 8-like. The transcript has 2 exons. Gene Ontology annotation, biological process: mitochondrial electron transport, ubiquinol to cytochrome c. The record is from RefSeq and is a predicted model, not a curated record. The coding region runs from base 80 to 298 and encodes 72 amino acids. NCBI's taxonomy places the organism in Eukaryota, Viridiplantae, Streptophyta, Magnoliopsida, Poales, Poaceae.